This is a messenger RNA of Tarenaya hassleriana, 1787 nucleotides long. RefSeq names its product aldehyde oxidase GLOX. Lineage: Eukaryota; Viridiplantae; Streptophyta; Magnoliopsida; Brassicales; Cleomaceae. Bases 30 to 1643 code for a protein of 537 amino acids. The record is from RefSeq and is a predicted model, not a curated record. The transcript has a single exon.
UCUCUCUCUCCUCAGAAACGCCGACAAAAAUGGCGGAAACAGGUUCUGACACAACUGCGAUCGUACUUCUACUUAUGCUCGCGUUCACGAUAGCACGUGCCGAUCUUCCGGGCACGUGGGAGCUUCUCGUACCGGACGCCGGUAUAGCAUCAAUGCACACGGCGGUGACCCGGUUCAAUACGGUGGUUCUCCUUGACCGGACCAACAUCGGGCCUUCGAGGAAAUUCCUCGGCCAUAAACGGUGCCGGAGAGACCAAAGCGAUCCCAUUCUAAAGCUCGACUGCUACGCUCACUCGGUUCAAUUCGAUCUCGGCACGAACCGGAUCCGACCACUGAUGAUUCAAACCGACACGUGGUGCUCGUCGGGUCAGUUUUUGCCCGACGGCUCGUUGCUUCAGACCGGCGGUGACUUGGACGGGUUCAGAAAGAUCCGCAGAUUCGACCCAUGCGAGCCAACCGGUUCGUGCGAUUGGGUCGAGCUCAGUGAUACCGAACUGGUGGCCGGACGUUGGUACGCGACGAACCAGAUUUUACCGGACGGUUCGGUGAUUAUCGUCGGCGGGAGAGGAACCAGCACGGUGGAGUAUUACCCCCCGCGGAAAAAUGGCGCCGUUCCGUUCCCGUUCCUUGCCGACGUGGAAGACACCCAGAUGGACAACCUCUAUCCGUACGUUCACCUUCUCCCCAAUGACCACCUAUUCGUCUUCGCCAACAACCGCGCCGUCAUGUACGACCACCGGAAAAACACCGUCGUCAGGGAGUACCCGCCGUUGGACGGUGGUCCAAGAAACUACCCCUCCGGUGGUUCGUCGGCGAUGCUAGCGAUCGGAGGCGAUUUCGCGGCGGCGGAGGUUCUCGUCUGCGGCGGAGCCCAGUUCGGCGCUUUCAUGGCGCGUACAACCGACGCGCCGGCGCACGGGACAUGCGGCCGGAUAGUGGCGACGGCGGCGGAGCCGGCGUGGGCGGUGGAGGAGAUGCCUUUCGGGAGGAUCAUGGGGGAUUUGGUGAUGUUACCGGACGGAGGCGUUCUGAUCAUCAAUGGAGCUCAAGCUGGUUCUCAAGGUUUUGAAAUGGCGACGAACCCGUGUCUGUACCCGCUUCUGUAUCGACCCGAUCAGCCAAUCGGGUUACGGUUCAUGACAUUGAACCCGGGAACCGUACCCAGAAUGUACCAUUCGACGGCGAAUCUUUUACCGGACGGUCGGAUUCUUCUCGCCGGAAGUAACCCUCACUACUUCUACAAGUUCAAGGCCGAAUUCCCUACAGAACUACGCAUCGAAGCGUUCUCGCCGGAGUAUCUAUCACCAGACCGGGCGAAUCUCCGGCCAGAGAUCCUGGAGAUUCCGGUGACUGUACGGUACGGCGAAGGGUUCGACUUGUUGGUCAAUGUACCGUUGCCGGUCGUGGGGAUCAUAGAGGUGAAUUUGGGAAGCGCGCCUUUCGCGACCCACUCGUUCUCGCAGGGUCAACGGCUGGUCAAACUGAACGUCCAGCCGUCGGAGCCGGUGGCCGGAGAAGGGAAGUACAAGAUCCGGUGUAUGGCACCACCGAACGGCGCCGUUGCUCCGCCGGGUUAUUACAUGGCCUUCGCCGUCAACCAGGGCGUACCCAGCGUCGCUCAUUGGGUACGGAUAGUUUCUUGACACCAAAUUGCAUUUCCCACAAAAAAAAAACGAUCAUAUUUUUCGGAGAAUGUAAAACCAAACCCAAUUAUCAUUGUAAUUUAAAUAUUUCCAUCCGAAAUCUUACAUACUUAAAUCGAAACCAUAUACUAUCUACCAUGGUAA